Molecule: messenger RNA, 279 nt
Organism: Paramecium tetraurelia
Lineage: Eukaryota; Ciliophora; Oligohymenophorea; Peniculida; Parameciidae
Exons: 2
Molecular function (GO): acylphosphatase activity
Source: RefSeq, a predicted model, not a curated record
AUGUUCAUCUAAACAAUAAGAAUGUUGUUUGGUAAGGUGUAAGGAGUCUAUUUCAGAAAAUAUACUUAACUCAAAGCAUAAGAGUUGGAUUUGGUUGGUUGGGUACAAAACACUAAGAAAGGCACAGUCAUAGGAGUAGCUUAAGGAAGAAGAACUAAUGAGUUGAAGGAGUGGUUAAAAAAUACAGGAAGUCCUAACAGCAUCAUAAAGAAGACAGAAUUCAAGAAUGAUAAAGUAAUAGAUGAAUUAGAAUAUGAUCAAUUUGAUAUCAUUAAAUGA